Messenger RNA from Cladophialophora bantiana CBS 173.52, 1026 nucleotides. RefSeq lists its product as uncharacterized. The coding region runs from base 1 to 1026 and encodes 341 amino acids. The transcript has a single exon. The record is from RefSeq and is a predicted model, not a curated record. Lineage: Eukaryota; Fungi; Ascomycota; Eurotiomycetes; Chaetothyriales; Herpotrichiellaceae.
AUGUCUUUUGUUGACCUUCUCUUUCCCCAGAAAGAGCUGGAAGCUCUGGGAAACAAAUGGCAUGAGCCAGCUCCCAAGAGGAGGAGGCUGGAUUCGGGGAGUGUUCAGGUUGUCAAUGAGUCUUUUGGACGUCAGCAAAGACAACUCAGUGAGCCGAGCUUGGAACAACGGCGCCAUCGGUUGUCGACCCCGGCACCAAUUCAAUAUGGAAGGCCAUCCUCAUCGUUUGAGGAUAUCAAAAUCCGCGGCACCAAGAGGGCGAACUCGGAAUCUCAACCCCUUAGCCACGCACCAAACGUGAGUAAGCAGACAACAACGACCAAGUCCUGCUUUCCGAGCUUCAUUGAGCCGUCUAUCUUGAGGAACUACCUUCAUCAUCUCCAUCCCAAGGAUCGCCAUCGCUAUACCGUCUCCGAUGUGCCCAACCGAGAAUCGAGACCAAGGGACACGACAUCUCAGAUGUCUCCACCCAAUAUCAUUGAGGACGCCCUAUCUUCUCCAGGAUCUCUAAUUACCGACACAUCGUCCUCUCCUGCUUCCUCGGACAGUUGCCCAACUCCCGCCGCCAUUUGUGAACAAUUCCGUUCUGGGCCAUUUGGACACCUGUUCAAUGGAAUGCGCCUAACAGAUAAUGAGCGGGAUCUGAUGGAAGAUCUCCUGAAUCCAUCAACAACGCUUCCCGAGGACGAAUCACACGCCCUGUCGAACAAGGAGGCAACUCCCCGAGUGGAACUUGCACCUGAAGACUACUUGGCGAUUGACGAAGCAUUUCUCCAAAAUAUGUUCUCUCCAUUCGGAAAACACAUGGAUCAGCCCUUUGACUUUGCAGUCAAUGAAUCGACCAAUGCUGAGGAAGAGUAUGAUGUGCACUCAUCGGGUUUGAGUCCUGCGGCUGAGGAGACAGAGGAGACAGAGGAAGUAGCCGCGGAAGAGAAAACCACGAGUCACAGGGGGAUUGUGGUGUACGACUACAGCGCCCUCAGUGUUGACGAUUUCUUCGAUUUGGACGAAGCUUCCUCUUCCUAA